CCCCCCACCUCUCUCUCCCUCUCCCUGUAGAGUCGCUGCCUCUGAUCACGCAGCAGGAGCCGCACUCAUCAUCAGGUCGCUUCACGGCGCGAACCGUCACGCACCAAGCAGCGCCUUGGGACGAGUGGAGAGCAGAGAGACCUCCCGGCAGCGAGCGGCAUGGGAAGAGGGGGAGGGACGGCGAUGGGGGCUUAGAAGAGGUGGGCAGAGAAGGGGGACAGCAAAGGACGAGAAGAGGAGACGGAGCGGGAUUCGGACGAUAUCAAGCGGAGCAUUAAAGAGAAUAAGUUCGGAUCGAGAAAACCAAGAAUACAAUUCGUCAUCCAUUGGUUAUCGCGACAAACAGAAUCAGAGGAAGGGGAAGUGGCGUUUAAUGCAAGGACGAGAUUAAGGAUCGGGAGUUCUAGGAGCGAGACGAAGCGGAGUUACCGGAGGGAUACAAAUACACGAGGGAAGAGGAGGAGGAAGAAGGAGGAGGAGGGGGGGGGGAUUUAACGAGAAGUGAAACUGAGAAGAAGAAUAAAAAUAAUAAAAUAACAGCAACACGAGGAGGUAGAAACGCACUAACUCUAGGAAUGAGAAGUCACAUCGCGAGAGGGGAGAAUUAAAAGGAACGAAACUUGGCAAGUGAAGACUUAGAGAGAGAGAGAAGCGCGAGACAAGAAGAGCUCCUGGGAAGAGGACUUCGUGGAGGGAGAAAGAAAGGGAGGAUUGCGACGAGGUAGAGAGACGAUCAAAGGGGGGGGGGGGGGAGACGACACGCGGGCAGCGCGAAAGAAGUUCUGACAGCGAGGAAGAGAAAACCCGCACACAUCUCGUUCGCAACAUUAAGGAAGAUACGCAAUUAAGAGGAGUGACGAACAGGUGAAGAUAUACAACGAGAGACAGAGAGAGAGAGAUCAGGGGCAGGGAGAGGAAGGAGGGCGUGAGGAACCGAGUGGCGACCCAGCGAAGACUCCCAGCAGAACGCGAGACGCAUUUUUGUUUUGAACGGUGCCGUGUGCAGAACUUGGAGGCGCGUGUUGAUGCACGGAUAAUCGGCGUGCACGUGGGGAUAAGACACGUGGUGUUUUCCAUCUGUGUUUUUUUGGUUAUUUCGUAAAGUUCGAGGUUGAUUUGCUCCACCGGGCCUUAAUAGGAGCUCGCCAACUGCGACGCGAUCGUCAUUAUUGUUAUUAUUGGCGAUGCUGUGUGGAGAGGGGAAUGCGUCGAUUUUAACGGCUGGGUCCGCGACGUAGCGAACUCCACAUCGGCGAGUGAAAAGAUACGCACAAGCGAUUAAUCAGCGUGAAGUCAUUCAUCGAUACCAUUGAUGACUCAACCAUCCAGCUAGCCGCACAUACAUCGCCCACUCGUCCACCAGUCACUCAUCACUCGCCUCCUCGAUCGCUCACUCCCCACCCAGAACUCAUUACACAACGCACGCACACCCACGGCUCGCCAUCACUGACCAACCACGAUUAUCCACCCGUCGCUCACCCAUUAAUCCAUCGCUCACCAUCUCCAUUACUCACCUGUCCACCCCAUCAUUGACCUAUCACCCGCUUAUCCACCCUUCACUCAUCCUUCACCGACUCAUCCACCCAUAACUCACCUCUCCAUCACCUACUUAUCCACCCAUCACUCACUCACCCAUCGCCGACUCAUCAACCCUCCACUGACCCCAUCACGCAGCCGUCACCCGCCCAUCGCUCGUGGCUCACGGAACAUCUGCGAGCCCUGCCUCUGACAUUCGCGAAUUCGCCAACACGCAUCUCCCAAGGAAAAAACAAGAAAAGUCUUCGACACCAGACCACGCGCCUAAACCUUAACGCAGCGAAACACUCGCGCGUGCGCGUGUCCAUACACCUGUGCGUGCGUGCGCGUGUCCAUACACCUGUGUGUGAGAGAGAGCACGUGUCUGUCAAAUUGUGUGGCGGAACCGCAUCAAGAUGCCUCGUGUUCGCCGAGACUUCAGAAGCUGUCCUGUUCCCUCCUCCUCUUCCAUGGUUCACGUCGUUGUCUUCAUCAUCUUCGCCAUGACACCAGUGUCUGCAAAGGCGUGGAAUUAUAACAAUAACAACAACAACCAUCAGUACAACUAUCACCAGCAGCAGCAGCAGCAACAACAGCAGCAGCAACAGCAGCAGCAACAACAACAACACUAUCAGCAACAUUACCAGCAUCAUCAAUCGAAUCAACAUCAUCAGCAGCAACAGCAGCAGCACGUGCAGCAGUUGCAACUGUCAUCGCAGCAGCAGCAACAGCAGCAGCAGCAUUACCUGGUGUCUAACGGCAAGGAUAACGGUCGGAAUAGGAACUGGUGCGCGUUUGUGGUGUCGCGCUCAGUCACUUGCACCGUGGAGGACGGGGUGGAGUCGUACGCACGCGCCGAGUACCAGCCCUGCCCUUGGGGGCAGCGCAACUGCCCUCGUAUCAUCACGUACCGCGCGUGCGUCCGGCCCCGCUACCGCGUCGCCUACAAGAGCGUCCAGGCCGUCGAGUGGCGGUGCUGCCCCGGGCACGCGGGGCCCUCCUGCCAGGAGUCGCAGCCCGGGACCCCGACGGGAGGCGGGGAGCCCAGACCGCCGGGCGUCGACCAAGGAUCCCCCAGCGAUGCCCGCAGGCCUCCGCAGGGGGUCCCGACGUCCCUGGAUGCCCAAAGACCCCCGCAAGGGGUCGCCACGGGAGCGGCCAUACCUCCUGGACACGGCAAUGGACAGGGGCAGCCGCAGAGGCCUGCAGCCAACGGCCACCGGUUCCGUCAGCUGGAGAGCGAGGUGCAGCGCCUGGCUCAGAGCGUGAACACCCUCUCCAGCACGGUGCACAGCCUCCAACGGGCGUUCCUCGAGGACAGCAACCAGCUGCGCAGCCUUCUCAACACCUACGGCAACAGCCUCAGUAGCAGCAGCAGUAGCAGCAGCAGCAGCAGCGUUCUCAACGGAGCCAUAGGACACGCGCCCGGCCGCGGCGGGGAGGCCGGGGCCGCGGCCCCCUGGCUCGGCGACGUCAUGGGCAAGAUCGCGCAGGUGAACGAGACGCUGGCGCGCAAGGGCAAGGUGCUGGACCACCUGCAGGGCACCGUGACGGGCCACGGCGCCCGCAUCAACGAGAUCCUCGACAAGGUCGCCGGGAACGGCGGCGGGGGAGCGGCACGGCCGCCGCCCCAGCAGCCGCCGAACGGCGCGCUCGACCGCAGGCUCGCCAAGCUGCGCGGAGAAAUCGUGAACGAGGUGCGGUCGGCGCUGGACAAGGAGCGCGGAGGGGUGGGAGGCAGCGGCGGCGGGGCGUGCGGCUGCUCGUCCGAGCUGUCGGCGCUCGAGGAGCGGCACCAGCGUUGGCGGGAGUCGGCAGAGCGAUCGCACGAGCAGCUGUCGUCCACGUGCCGGGGCCGCGUCGACGAGCAGGUGCAGCGCCUGCGCUCGGAGUUGGACGGCCUCGCCGCGGGGGCCGAGGCCUGCUGCUCCGAGCUGGGGCGGCGCGUGCACGCGCUCGAGGGCAACGCCAGCUCGACGGCGGCCGCGCUGGCGGCGGCGGUCGACGGCGGCGGCCGACGCGACGACACCGACAUCCUCCGGGAGCUGCGGGAGCAGGGCAAGCGCCUGCGCGACGUGGAGACGCAGCUGUCGACGGCGCUGAGCGGCACCCAGCAGUGCUGCCGCCACUGGCAGGAGACGACGGGCGAGAUGCUCAAGGAGUCGGUGGGCUCGCUGCGCGGGGAGAUGAACGCCCGCUACGCGCGGCUCGGCGAAGAGGUGGCGGCGCUGCGGGCGGCGCUCGACGGUUUCGCCGCGCCCGGCGUUCCCCGCGACGGCGGCGUCGGUGCCGAGCUCUUGGGCGACCUGCAGCGGCGCCUGGCCGGGGUGGAGGAACGCCUCGCCGUGCUGACGAGCGCCCCGCCGCCGGAUCCCCGGCGUGUCGACUCUCUCCUCGCCCGACACCGCGCCACCGUGGCCGCCAACCUCUCGGCGCUGGCGGGCGAGGUGCGGCGUACGGGGUCGCGCGUCGACAAGGUGGAGGAGGCGCUGCUGGGGCUGGGCACGGGAGGAGCUGCGUCUCCGAGCACCGACGACGGCGAGUGCCCCGGGGCCUGCCGCGAGGAGGUGUCGCGGCUCCGCGAAGAGGUGACGGAGCGGUGGAGGAGCACGGCGGCGGAGUGCGACGCCAACCGGCAGCGGAUCCACGCCGUCAACCUGACCAUCUGGCAGACGCCCGGCGGGAGGCGGGGACUAUUCGGCGGGGUCACGGGCGACCGAGGGGGUGACGAGGGCGAGGAGGAGGGGGAGAGCGGAGCGGGGGGCCGCUCCCCGCUGGACGUGGUGCGGGAGCGGAUCGGGGUGCUCAACGAUUCGCUGGGGGAGGCGGAGGGGCGGUUGGACGCCCGCGUGUCAUGGGUGCGGGAGGCGCUGUCCAAUCAGAGUGCGGUGAUCCGGGGUCACGGCGGCGCCCUCCAGAACCUCAAGGGAGAACUCUCCGACCUGUGGAACGAGGUGGAGAGUGGAGGGCGCGGCGGCGGUGGCGCCAGCACGUGCUGCGAGGAGAUGGAGCGGCGCAUGGCGCGGCUCGAGGGCGACGCGGCACGCGUGGCCGACGCGUGCGAGCGGGAGCGCGCGAGGACCUGGGAGCGCGACGGGCGGACGCAAGACGCCCUGCAGCACCUCAACGGCACCCUGCACAAGCUGACCAUGGACUGGAGGACCCGCCCUGCCAUACCAGGCCCCCCUGGUCCCAGCGGACCCACUGGCCUCCCUGGUCCCAGCGGAACCACUGGCCUUCCUGGACCCACCGGCCUUCCUGGUCCCAGUGGCCUCCCUGGUCCCAGCGGACCCCCUGGUCCCAGCGGACCCACCGGCCUUCCUGGACCCACCGGCCUCCCUGGUCCCAGCGGUCUCCCUGGACCCAGUGGCCCAGUCGGCCCCAUCGGACCCACCGGGCACCCGGGCGCUCCUGGCCUUGCUGGGAAUUCUGGGAUGAACGGCCUCCCGGGGCCCCCCGGCUUUUCCGGCUCCCCCGGGACCCCCGGAACCCCUGGGGCCCAAGGACCUCCGGGGCUCAGAGGGGAGCGUGGAAGUGACGGCCUCCCCGGCCAGCCUGGGGUGCAGGGGCCAGCAGGCAAGGACGCCAUCUCUCACCGCGUGGCCUUUACCGCCGCCCUGAGGUACCGGCCGCCUCACGACGAGGUGAUCCGCUUCAACAACAUCCUGCUCAAUGACGGAGGGCACUACAAUCCCAACACCGGCAUGUUCACGGCGCCCAUCUCGGGACGGUACCUGGUGGGCGCCGUGCUGGUGGCGGAGAGGGGCAGCAAGGUGUUCGCCAUCCUGAGCCGAUCCAACAUCUCGCUGCUCCACCUCGACUCGGAGGGCCCGAGGGCCGAGGAGAUCGAGAAGGCGCAGGGCCCGCGACGGGCCGACGGCGCCCAGCCGCCGGGCGUGGCGGUGCUCCACGCCGUGCUGCCGCUGUCCGAGGGGGACACGCUCUGCCUGGAGCUCGUCGAGGGGCGGCUGCACGCCUCGGACGACCCCUACUCCACGUUCAGCGCCGCGCUGCUCUACGAGGACAAGGACGUGCAUAACUACGCUGUCGGCUACGACGACGGCGGCGACGAUCUGGACGACGACGGUGACGACGACAGAGACGACGAUGGCGGGGACGGUUAGGGGAAGAACGCGCGAGCGUCGGGAGGUCGAGGACGUUCACGCUGGUGGCAUUCUUCUCGAACCGCCGCCGACGCUGUGCAGACGCUGCUGGUUUUAGGCCGAGCCGACCUUGGGGAGGCACAGGCCGAGUUGAGAGUUCGGUGUGCCGCACGUGAGGAUGUGGAAUGGAACUCUGGUUGACGGAAUUAUAGUUGUGCUAGUGUACUUGUACGACAAGCGUGCACUCGGAGAUCACCCACGUCGCCUGAUAGACUGCUGCUUUGGGUAACUGCUGUUAGCGAGCACCUAUUGAAGUCGGAAUACACACACACCAGUGACAAAGGUUCCUUGUAUAGCCUUAAAGAUAUGUGGGGAAAGUUCUGUUCGAACCUGAUAAGGCCGGCACAGCACAUGAAUGGGUGCUGUAGCCACCAUCGCAAACCUUUGUCUCCCCGGUGCUGAUCUUUACACACAUCAACAGGUACCCAUUUUAGAUUGAGUCGAACUAGCAGAGGCCCGGAGCAUGUUCAGAUAUCACCCACCACUGAUGUUGCUUGUGUGGGAAUCGAAUGGAGGUUACCCAUUUCAGAGUGCCGUGCAAUAACCACUACACCACUGAUCCCCACACACACACACACUUUAUGUACAUGCAUAUGCAACAACAAACACAUACACACACACGUACUAAUAUACUACAAUACAUGCACACGUACAUAAGCACAUUCCUACAAUAAAGGCACCUAGAAUUGCAAAUGUGAAGAUUAAAAGGAGAGUUCAUAGACAAAACCUGAUAUCUUUCAUGUGCACUCAUAGUUUCAUUGGCUGUGCCUAGGUUUAAAAAUUGACAGUAUUUAUUUAACUGCAGCUAAGGUAUUUUAAAGUAACGGUGAUCACAUGAAGGGUUUUCAACAUCAGCAUUACUUAGAGUAUUAUAAUCGCUGUUGUUAUUAGCAAUAACUGCAGAGGAAUCUUCUUCAGGUCUUCUUUACUCCUCUCUCCCCACUCCACAAUCUCCACCCUGCCAGCUAGUUUGGUUUAAUCAGUGCGUUGUCAUUGUUGUCAUAAUAGCUUGGCUGGUGAAGGGCCAGGUUUAUGAUUUCACUGUUGUGAGUUGACUAUGCUGGUUAGGGUUGACUCAGCCUUACCAUUCGUCAUCAGCAAUAAAUAACAAUCAUCGUCAUCAUAAUAUAUCACCAUCAUCAAUAAAAAAAAUUGAUUUAUCAUUGAAGAAAAUCUACAUCACCAUAAUCCUCAUCUUCACUCAAUAUCAUCAAAAUCAACAUAGCAACCACCAUUAUCGUCGUCUAUAAACAUCAUCAAUACUACAACCAUAACCUCCCCAUACAACCAUCAUCACAACCUAAACCAUCACCACCAUUACCAUCAUCAUAACCCCACCACCAUGAUCACCAUAAUCAUAACAAAACAACCGCAGUUCGCCACUAAGUGGUGGUGACAUCACCACGGCGCUGUGCCAUCAUCAUAACCAUCAUCAUCAUGACCAUCAUCAUAACCAUCAUCAUCAUAACCAUACGCAUCAUAACCAUCAUCAUGACCAUCAUCAUAAUCAUCAUCAUGACCAUCAUCAUCAUAACCAUCAUCAUGACCAUCAUCAUCAUAAUCAUCAUCAUCAUAACCAUCAUCAUGACCAUCACUACUGGGUGGAUACAAUGAGCACCAAUGAUGCGUGGAACUCAGAAGCAGUAAUUGUUGCAUUCAUCAAAGGAGACAUGGUUCUUGUCAUAGUAAUGUGGAGUUUUCACCUCUGGCUCAGGACUGAGUGCGGAGAUAAGCACUACCCAACUCUCUUGUGAGCGCGGGGACACAUUCAUGGUGACUAUUAUUAUUGAUCCCGACACAGAGAAAUCGUACAAGGGUAAAAAAAUAAUAAGUGUAUAUUUAUUAUUUGUGAAAUCGCAGUAAUGCCUUGCGGUUGAUUAAUGAAGUGUGUUAAAAUGUCUUUAAAAAUAUAUAUAUACGUAUGAGUGUACAAGGUAUCAUGACAUGAUGUCCAACGGGUGCCUAUAUGAAACUACGGCUGCCAAAAAGAAUUGAGGUUGGUGGAUCAAACUGGGAUGGGCACGGUUUUAACGCUCGCAAAAGGGCAGCUGGAACGCUGCAAAUACCAAGAGCUUGCAGCAGGGAAAUGCACUCCCUGCUGCAAUAUGUGAUGCGCAGUUUUGCAUCCAAGUGUUCUGAGUACUUUUGAAGCUCUUUAAUUAUAAACAGGGGCAGCACUUUCUCCAGCUGCUGAUGAACCCCCACGAACCUAAAAUAAAUUACGCAAGUCCAGCUCGACGACACAGUUCUAUUGAAUGGCGAAACCUUGUGCUUAUGACCAAAUCGCCCUAAAUGUACCCUCACUUAUCAGAUCUCGGAAGUUAAGCAGGGUUAGUCUGGUCAGUUACUUGCAUGGGUGAACACCAGGCAGAUGUUUAAGGCGAUGUGAUGGCUGAGUCACUCGCUUGGUAUGCGUGAUGAGUUUUCUCCGGGUUCUCUGGUGCCCUCCCACACAAAGCCAAUGACCCAUCAUUAAAAUUGGCCAAGCAUCCCACUGCAGGAUCCUCCUGAAAACUAGCCUUGAGAUUCAUACCACUUUUCCAUUUGCACACCCGAGCUAAUGUCAGCAUGGGGCCAGCGUGGCACGGAUGUGUUUUUUUCCCCGCUGGUUAUCUGCCGAGCCGAGCUGGAAUCAGGUCGUGCUACGCUGGCCUGUCACAAGACACCUGAAUCCGGCUCAAGUUCAAGCCGUGUUCGGGGUGGUGCUAACGAUGCGCAACGAUACAUCUCACGUCAGUGUGCACACAUCUCGCGUCACGACGUUAUCUGUUGCGCGUUACGUCAGCGGCACGGCUCGUGCAGUGGAAAAAAACAAUCCCGUGCUUCCUAGCCCUUGCCGCGCGGACUCGGCACAUCCCAAGCACGGCUCUCGGAUGUGCAAGUGGAAAAGGGGUUAUCAGUGAGGGCUUUCCCCGUUUAAAUAAUUGGGAAUUAUAAUUGACAUCGUUCUGAUUAGGCUGGCAGCUAUGGGUAAUGUGUUGGGCUUGUGUGGUCACCUCCCCUGAAUUCUGUGCUGCCUAAACACACGGAAAGGUUGGAGGCGUCUCCCUUUCAAUUAAAGCAGCCCAUGCAGGCUUGCUUAUCUUUUAUUAACACGGAUUUACAUUUUGUGUGUUUUUACGUGAUAAGUAAACCGAUAUUUUUUGGUUUAAAAAGAGGAAAAUAAUACCGGGUGGGUUUGUGGACUCUGGCAACGCUUGGCAGUGUCGUUUGUGCAAAUUACGCGUGAGCCAGCGAGGCGAUUGGUGCUAUAGAUGUUAUGCCAAAGAUGUAACGUGUUACCAUUACUGUACUGUAUUAAUAUCAGCUGUAGAGAUUGUACGGUAUUAUGUUGUCAGAUUUUGUCAUUAUUUAAUCACAAUGUCAUUCGUAUAACUUUUUUUAUUGAUAUGAUUAUUAUUACUUAUCGGUGUCAAUUUAUCAUGUAUCAUCAUUAUCGCAGCAUUAUUAUAGGUCAAACACUUGCGUUACACAUUAUACCAUUUUAUUGUCACAUUGUAGUGUUAGAAUGACGUGGGGUCGAAAUGUUUUCGACAAAGCCUCUUCCAAAACACCUGUUGCACCGGCCCCAAACGAUUGGCUUAUUUUAAAAGUCAAGAUGUCACAACGGCCAACGCCGUUCCAACGCCGUUACGCGUCAAGAUAGCUUCUCUCCUCCCCUCUUCACAGCUUACGCCAAAACUCCAAGAACUGUUCAUCUACAUUUAUUUUUUCCCCCCCUCGGUCACUGACCACUGGGUGCGAUUCCAUUGCCACGGUUGGCUACGUACGAUGCGAAAGAAGUUCAACGAACAUACAUAUGACAUAUAUGCCCUUGUUCACUGUAUUUUAAAUACAGCAAUUAAUGAGUCAACUCCCCCCUUCUACCGAUAAUCACUGUCAUUAUACUACAGUUGCCAUGUAACCCAAACUAUGGACCACAUAAUAAACCACCGUAACCUGUGCUGCAUCAGCAGAGGAAGAAUAAAACAAUGACACAAUCUCCCUCAUGAAGCCCUCUCAUGGCUAGCAAGCCUUGACGUUGGCAUUUAGCUGCUGAACACGUUGCUGUCAUCAUACGCAAGAAGAGAGAACGGUUGCUGCAAGUCAAAUGCUGCAAGUUAGAGGGCCUGCUUGUUUGGGAGUUGUGAGAGAGACACUCUCCGGGAGCAGUGUAAUGAUUCAUCCUCCUCUCCCUGCCAUCGAUUCUAUGAAUUGUUGCGGGCUCAGGGUCGCGAUUCGCUCCAACGAACGUUUUAACAUCGCGGUGAACACAAGUGGCCUCUCUUAGCCGUUGGGCGCAUGUAAGCCUAUCACAUUUAACGUCGCAUGCAAAUCGGAAAGCAUCGACUGUUUCGAUGUGAUUUCAAUGCAUCAAGGGAUUAACCAACGCAUCGUUACGCCCCUAAAGUUGCGAGUUCAAAUCUCAGUCGGGGUUGUCUCAGCCAGUCACCCCUUUCAUGUCAAUAACAUGAGACUGUAUGGUGGUUAGCCUGCCGAUUUGCCUUCACAAUCAUAUUAUCCACCACUGGUUCAGGGCAGUGAAGGGGAGCUUGCAUCUGUCCGAUGCUCGUCUGAGUGGCAAAAACAACUUUCGACCAGAUUUGUAUGUUGACAAAAUGACCAAAAAACGUUCUCGGAGAAGAGAAAUGUCAGCACGUUUUUGCCAAAAAAAAAAUCACACAAAAAGUAUCAAUCACCAACAGGGGAAGUGGAUGCUGACUUUGACUUGGACUCCACGAGCGUAAACCUCUCCACUAAGUAGGGGUGAGGAAGCCUCCUCCUUAUCGAGGGUCAAAUCGGACUUUCGCACGGGUACCUUUUGGCAGGCUUUACCAAGCAGGUUGUUAGUGUUAUCCAAUAGGUAGUCCUUCCCAUGGUCAACAGCACGCUGGGAAACAACAGAUUCUCCAGAACAUGAUCUUCUGCCAAACCGAGCCGCUUCACCCAUGUUCUUUUCUAAUACGUUUUUUGAAGUGUUAUCCAACAAUAAAGCAUAAAAAACGAAUGAGGGCCCACCUUUACCGCUCCAUGCGAUGCCUGUGCUGCUUUCCCCUCGCUAUUUCAAAUCCAAGAUUUUCCAAAUGAUGAGAAACCCCAUCACCACAGCAGGGAAAUGCACGCAGGCUGGAAACAAAUUCAAUCUAACAACACUCACAACUCCCAUCAUGCCUUGCACGCAUGUUAUGCGAUUACAUUGCAUGCCACACAUUAAUCUCUUGAGCUGGUGGUCUGGGAGUUUUGUACAUGCAAUUUGGUGAUCACAUGGCACGCAUGCCAGGUAUGAUGGGUAUUGUGCCUUCCUGCUGUUUGUGCGCAGCAAACAUUCUGCGUUGUUGUUCAAUUUCACUGUUGUAUCCUCUCACUCGCACAGUUGACGUCGGAUCGCAGUCCCGCAGAGUGAUGGAUAACACUAUGCAACACGAUUUUUGUCCCUGCGUAGUGUUAUUUUUUUAAUGCUUAUGCCUAAAAAGUAUAGAAAAUGGCAAUUAUUCCCCACAAACUUUGCUUUUGUGACCAGGACUUUUUGUGAAGGAAUGAUACAAAUGCACACCACGUUUUCUCAUUGAAAAUAGGUAAAUUUCAAAAUAUCACUGUCCUGGUUUGUGAGGAAUAAUAGCCAUUUGCUGUACUUUUGAGGCAUAAGUAAUUAGGAAAUAAUACUUACUACCCAGGAACAAAAAAAUGUGUUACACAGUGUUAUUAAUGGAGUGGAUUAUUAACUUUGCUUUUGUGUCUUGGUCACAAAAGCAAAGUUUGUGGGGAAUAGCCAUUUUCUGUACUUUUGAGGCAUAAUAAAUUAGGAAAUAACACUUACUAGCCAGGGACAAAAUGUUUUUUUGUUACACGGUGUAAUUAUUGUGAGCAGCCCGUUUUGAAGUGGUAGGCCUCAUGGGGGCUAUUGGUCCCAGGUUCCCCACCCCUGGCCCAAUAAGACAUUUCAUUCAGGCUUAGGGUUAACCUAAACCAGAAACUAUCUUACAGCGAGGCAGAGAUAACCAAAUCACACGGAGCUUCUCUCUAUCCCCAACUCAUGGCUACAACUUGAUAGGCUAUAAAAUAUGUAAAGUACAGUAUAUAUUUUUCAAAAAACAUCAAUUGAACUAAAGAUAAUGCAUAUGAAUACCAGUGUAUAAUUUUAACCUUUCAGACUGUGUACUUUGAGAAAUGUUGUUACAGAUGCAAAUGAACUUUCGGAGAUGUGUGCUCAUUGACGAAAUAACUCUCCAUCAGCUGUGGACUGUUGUCGCUUGCGUUGUCAUAAUUAAACUCACUUUCUCGAUACCA
Molecule: messenger RNA, 11945 nt
Organism: Lethenteron reissneri (Far Eastern brook lamprey)
Lineage: Eukaryota; Metazoa; Chordata; Hyperoartia; Petromyzontiformes; Petromyzontidae
Product: EMILIN-1-like
Molecular function (GO): protein binding
Source: RefSeq, a predicted model, not a curated record